AUGUCACUAGUGUACUGUGGCUUAAUGUUUACCCUAGGCAAACCAAAGACCAGGGACGAACAGGAAAAUGGUAUAGUAGAAAGCUAUGGCAUGCUGAUGAGUGAUUCUCACACAGACAUGGAAUCCAAACUUUUGUUUCCAAGGAGAGAGCAUGCUAAAAAUCGUGGCAUUGAUGUGGCAGCCCCUGGUUAUUUUAACGACAAAUCAAUGCUGUCACCCCUCCCUCCCCUUACCCGUCUCUACAUCUAUGCUCUGCAUGGGUGUGUGUGUGAGGUGGCAUUUACUGCUGCAUGGAAUUGGUAUUACACGCAUGACCAGAGGCUUCCUGGCUAUACCAGCUUGUGGUCGCUUAUCAUCUAUAGUUUGGCUAUCUUCAUCAUGGAGGGGUUGAGUGCGUGGCUACAGCAGAGACACUUCUCCUUACUGCUCCGGUUGACUGUUUACACCAUGUCCAUAUACCUGUGGGAGUUCAGUUGGGGGGUCUUGCUCAGCCUGUUGGGGGCAUGUCCCUGGGACUACUCACAUUUUAGGUAUAAUUUCGUAGGACUCGUGACCUUGGAAUAUGCUGUGCCUUGGGCAAUAGCUGCUCUUCUAGCAGAGAAACAUGUUAUCAGGAACACACUGAAGAUACGAUUGAUUAAUUAAUUUUAAGAUUGGAAUGCAUUAUAACAUUAAUAAGUUUAAAGCAAACUAUUUUUAAAAGCAUCACAGCAAUGAAAUAUGUUCUGUUUUUAUUUUCU
Clarias gariepinus (North African catfish) is the source of this 740-nucleotide messenger RNA. RefSeq names its product transmembrane protein 229B-like. The record is from RefSeq and is a predicted model, not a curated record. NCBI's taxonomy places the organism in Eukaryota, Metazoa, Chordata, Actinopteri, Siluriformes, Clariidae.